Pseudomassariella vexata is the source of this 976-nucleotide messenger RNA. Its product is annotated as 40S ribosomal protein S17. The record is from RefSeq and is a predicted model, not a curated record. Lineage: Eukaryota; Fungi; Ascomycota; Sordariomycetes; Amphisphaeriales; Pseudomassariaceae. Gene Ontology annotation, molecular function: structural constituent of ribosome. Gene Ontology annotation, biological process: translation. The transcript has 3 exons. Bases 95 to 535 code for a protein of 146 amino acids. Gene Ontology annotation, cellular component: ribosome.
AUUGGUUCAUCACUGAACUUCAAAGCGGCAGCCGACAAGCACCACUGGAUUCUUUCACUCACAUCACAGCUCACAUCCAGCCAAUACCGCCAAAAUGGGUCGCGUCCGAACGAAGACUGUCAAGAAGUCCGCCAAGGUCAUCAUUGAGCGGUACUACCCCAAGCUCACUCUCGACUUUGAGACCAACAAGCGAGUAUGCGAUGAGAUCGCCAUUAUCGCCUCGAAGCGCCUGCGCAACAAGAUUGCCGGUUACACCACCCAUUUGAUGAAGCGAAUUCAGCGUGGACCCGUCCGUGGUAUCUCCUUCAAGCUUCAGGAAGAGGAGCGUGAACGCAAGGACCAGUACGUUCCUGAGGUGUCUGCUCUCGACUUCGCCCAGAACUCCGAGAGCGGCCAACUGGACAUCGAUGGAGAGACCAAGGAUCUGCUGAAGCACCUCGGCUUCGACUCUAUCCCCGUCAACGUUGUCCCCGUCACCCAGCAGCAGUCGGUUGAGCGUCCCCAGCGAUUCGGCAACCGGCCCCCGCGCCCGUAAAGGAAUGAUGUGGAGUGUAGGCUGGAUGCACGGGAGGUUACGAAUGAUUGAUUUUGGCAACUGGCACAACGGGUCUCACGGCUUUAUGGCGUCUAUACUGACGAUAGUGAGUGCACUCUAGAUCUUCAAAAGAAAAGAUCUUCCUCCCCCACAGGUGUCCCUGAUACUUUGGAGAAAUCCAGGGUUGACGGUUGAUUGCCAUUUCCCUUCUCCGUUCGUGCGUGAUUGCUCUACGCUCCCAGGCAAGACAGCCUUUGACCUAUGUGAACAUGAAGCUUCGAAAACCUCACACGGCCGCUACCGGUGAUUAUCUGACAGAUGAGGUAUCGCGCGCUUCCUUUGGAGUAGCGACAAGCGGUCAUGUUUGGCAGACCGUGCUAUGCUAUAUUUGGCUUAAAAUUAAUAGGAUAUCUAAAUGAACUCACGCUGCCAUUAACGCCA